This is a messenger RNA of Aegilops tauschii subsp. strangulata, 1930 nucleotides long. Its product is annotated as BTB/POZ and MATH domain-containing protein 3. Gene Ontology annotation, biological process: protein ubiquitination. NCBI's taxonomy places the organism in Eukaryota, Viridiplantae, Streptophyta, Magnoliopsida, Poales, Poaceae. The record is from RefSeq and is a predicted model, not a curated record. Gene Ontology annotation, molecular function: protein binding.
CUAGCUAUACGUCGCACCUUCAUUUCCCCAUUCCUUCGUCGAGUCGUCGUCAUCGCCAUCGACGGGGCUUCUCCCCGGAAUCAGGUGGCGCGGCGCAGCUCGGCUGUCCUCUCCUCUCUCCUCCGGGUCGCCGCAGCCCACCGCCGAUACCAACCGUAAUAAUCCCCCCUACGGCCCCCUCCCCUCCCCUCCCGCCCGCCUGCCCAGAUUAACCUAAUCCCGCGUACCUAGGGUUUGUGCGAUGGCGGUGCCGCGGCCGUCGUGGUCGCGGUCGGUCACAGAGACCGUGCGGGGAUCGCACCAGUACACGGUCAAGGGUUUCUCCCUCGCCAAGGGCAUCGGCCCCGGCCGGCACCUCUCCAGUGACACCUUCGCCGUCGGCGGCUACGACUGGGCCGUCUACCUCUACCCGGACGGAAAGAACCACGAGGACAACGCCAGCUACGUCUCCGUGUUCGUCGCCCUCGCCUCCGAGGGUACCGAUGUCCGCGCCCUCUUCGAGCUCACCCUCCUCGACCAGUCCGGCCGCGCCCGCCACAAGGUCCACUCCCAUUUCGACCGAUCCAUGCAGGCCGGACCAUACACCCUCAAGUACAGAGGAUCCAUGUGGGGUUACAAGAGAUUCUACAGAAGGACACAGUUAGAAGCAUCAGAUUUUUUAAAGGAUGAUUGCCUAGUAAUGAACUGCACAGUAGGUGUCGUCAAGAACCGUCUCGAAACACCAAAGAAUAUCCAGAUUAAUGUUCCCCCAUCGGAUAUUGGCCGUUGCUUCAAGGAGCUCUUCGAACUCCACAUUGGCUGUGACAUAACUUUUGAAGUAGGUGAUGAGAAAGUCCAGGCACAUAAAUGGAUUCUUGCCGCUCGCUCCCCGGUGUUCAAAGCCCAAUUCUUUGGACCUAUUGGUAAACCUGACAUGGACAGAGUUGUUGUGGAGGAUGUUGAACCUAUCGUCUUCAAGGCAAUGGUCAAUUUCAUAUAUUCUGAUGAGCUUCCUAGUAUUCAUGAAGUAGCUGGGUCUUUCUCAAUGUGGACAUCUACUGCGGUAACACAACAUCUGUUGGCAGCAGCUGAUAGAUAUGGGUUGGACCGGUUAAGAAUCCUAUGUGAGGCAAAGUUAUGUGAUGAACUCACUUCUGAAACAGUAGCGACAACCUUAGCCCUAGCUGAACAGCACCACUGUGCUCAGCUCAAGUCUGCCUGUCUAAAAUUCACUGCUGUUCGACAAAAUCUGGGAGCUGUGAUGGAGACAGAAGGGUUUAAUUACCUGGAGGAGACUUGCCCAUCCUUGCUGUCUGAUUUGUUAGCAACCGUUGCAGUAGUGGAUGAUGAUCCUGCAUCUGUUAACCGGAAAAGGGGAGUUUGUAUCAACGAAGAUGUGAAUCCCGUUGAAAGCGUUGAGGCUAGUGACAGGCGCACCCGCAGGAGGGUUUAGGCGGAGGCUGUCAACUAAUGUAGCUUUUUGCUGUCUCCCAUGAAUUUUACUAUGGCUGGAGUUAUGUCAAGUGCUCUGUGACAGGAACUUUGAUUUGGAUGAGAGCAACUUGUGAAUAAUCUCCAGCAUUGACGGCUUUCUGUGGCGUUAGUUGCAACUCUGCCUGUUCAUUGACAUAUUGUAUGCCGUAUUUAGGUACUCCCUCCGCAAAGAAAUAUAAGAGCGUUUAGAUCAUUAAAAUAGUGAUCUUUACGCUCUUAUAUUUCUUUAGGGAGGGAGUAAUAAGUAAUGCCGGAUUCCACUGCUUUCCAAGAUGGUUGUUUUCGAAAUGAAUGAAUCUAAUAAGGUAAGCUUCUAUACUAUGUACAAAUCGAUUUUCCUCCCUUUGGGGAUUUUUUGGGGCCUCCGGUUGGUUUUCCUCAGUUUGAUGUAUGUAAUUUGGGGACAUGGGUGCAUGGUGUUGAAGUGUAUACAUGUAUUGCAUAGCUUUUUUCAUCA